AUGCUAUUAGUCGACGGUGGACCGGAUGAAAAUCCAAGGCAUUUAAAAAACAUAAAAGUUUAUUGUCAGCUCUUUAAAAAAUUUAACCUGGAUUACCUAAGCGUACAAAUACAUGCCUCAGGACAGUUUAAGUACAAUCCUGUAAAGAGGGGAAUGGCAAUGUUAUCUGGCAAGUUAGCAG
Molecule: messenger RNA, 181 nt
Organism: Funneliformis geosporum
Lineage: Eukaryota; Fungi; Glomeromycota; Glomeromycetes; Glomerales; Glomeraceae
Source: the annotation of a GenBank genome assembly